AUGCUUGGAAGUAGACUUGCGCUUACAGAUCCGGCCCCGUCGAUCCGCCAUACGGAUAUCGAUGAAGGGUCCAUUCAACGAUCGCGAUCUCUUCCUCCGCAGGUUGUUUGGCCAAGUAAUGGGAGUGGGACGUUAAAUUUGUCGUUUCCAGAUUACGCUUCACAGAUGAAUACAGGAACAGGGACGCAGUAUUCCACAAGCCGUCCACCAAGCAAUCUCACCAACACUCGCAUGCCCACCAUCAGAUGCGUCGACUGCGAAUCCCAGUCCGGGUCUCAAUCCCAAUCACACGGACCCCGCACUACAACACCAACACCAUCCGUCGGUGCAGUCGAGAAUCCGAAUCCGGAUCGUCAAGAAAACAACAACGAAUACCUCCAGCCACCACACGAACCACACCAAAAACCAUCAAUCUCCUCCAUAGCAACCCAAUCAGCCAUUCGACCCGGCCCCGCAUCCACAUCUGCAUCUAAAAUCUCACUGUCCUCUGAGAUUGGCCAGACGGGUUUUGGCCCCCAAAGCCAACACCAACAACACGAGGCUGGGGCCGCGGCUGCGGCUGGGGCUGCACCAACUGCAGUCCAACGUAAUACGGAGUCGACGAGAUCGUCGACCGGCACUUUUCGGUUUUAUGAACAGCUGAACCAGAAUCAAACACUGAAUCAGUCCCUGAAUCAGGAUCACGAUCAGAAUCAAGAUUCGGGCGCAGGAAAUAAUGACCAGACUGAAACCGACAUGGCCGAUCACAAAAACAAAGACAAGAGCUCGAUGCGGAGGAUGUAUCAACGCAUAGUACAAAGUACUUCUGCGACGUUGACAGGCGAGAAGCAGAAAAAGGCAUUGCGCAGGGUUAGUGACAUUUUCCAGCCCAAAAGGGAUAAAUCGCAACAGACUCAUGAAAAGGAGAAGUCGCCGGCGCCUUCUCCUCGGCCUCACCACCACGAUAACGAUAGCGACACCGACGAUACCAACAACGCCAAUGCAUCUGACGAUAACGAUAACGACAACACCGACACAAACACAGACACCAAGAUCACGAAAGAAACCACCACCACCACCACCCAACUCCAACCUGAAAUCCAAACCAACACCAACAAAACCCCCCAAGACACCCACCCCUACCACCCCAACGACUACUGGGACCGCAUCCGUCAACACCACCAACUACCCCCCUCAAUAUCCCACCAAUCCCUCCCCCGCCAUCAUAACAUACACAUACACAUAACCAGAAAGCCGUCGCCGCUGUCAUCUUGCUCGUUAGCUGAGUCACCGGAUUCGAGGGGUCGAUUGGCGGAUCAGCACCAUGCGCAGGAUUUGCGGUUGCAGUCGAGGAGUCCGAGACUUGCACCGGCUUCUAAUGCGCCGUCUGUGAAUAGUAGGGGGAGUGAUGAGCAUCAGCACGGUGAUGCGACUGAGAAGGAGGAGGGGAAUGGGAAGGAGAAUGGACAUGGCGACGCUGAACCACGCAGCGCAGACACAAGCAUGACUAGUCCUGCUUCCCAACAUAGUACCUUCCACUCUAUAAACCCCCGAACAAGCCACGUGGGUGAUCAGGAAUUACCCUGGAAGCUGCGCAUCCCGGGCGACAUCGACGAGGAGCAUGAGCACGAACACGAGCACACUCGUUCCCAACAUACCCCCGCCGCUCCUACAACUACCCCAACGCCUGCAACUGCUACCACGCCAGCAAUAACACCUAACAACGCCGAUAAAGAGGGCCCACGCGCCCACCAACAAACAACAAUCCGCACCAUAAACGAAAGCCAAUCACCCAUCGAACUUCCCGCGCCGGGCCAAAGCGGUGGGAAAGACGAGGAAAGUUCGGAUGAGGAGCUUGUUAUGUCUAGUACGGCGUAUCCGGGGCAGGAGUGGAGGCCGGCUGUGUUGUCGGGGUGGGAGUAUUAA
This is a messenger RNA of Aspergillus glaucus CBS 516.65, 1905 nucleotides long. RefSeq lists its product as uncharacterized. Lineage: Eukaryota; Fungi; Ascomycota; Eurotiomycetes; Eurotiales; Aspergillaceae. Bases 1 to 1905 code for a protein of 634 amino acids. The transcript is spliced from 2 exons. The record is from RefSeq and is a predicted model, not a curated record.